Molecule: messenger RNA, 5669 nt
Organism: Crotalus tigris (Tiger rattlesnake)
Lineage: Eukaryota; Metazoa; Chordata; Lepidosauria; Squamata; Viperidae
Product: zinc finger protein 91-like
Exons: 14
Coding region: 260-4963 (1567 amino acids)
Biological process (GO): regulation of DNA-templated transcription
Source: RefSeq, a predicted model, not a curated record
GAGGAAAUGACGUCACAGAGCUUUGCCUCUCUAGGACGCUGCACUCUCUCUCCAUCACCCUCUGCGCUUUGCUGCAGAGACACAAACUGAAAGCCAUUUGUACUCAUGUAAGGAUAAAAUUAUCUCCUGGCUAAAGAAAGCUGAACCUCUAUAUCCCCACAGCUGCAGCAAGAGAAACAGUCCUUUGAAUGAAACGUUUCUUGGAGAUUCACAUAAGAGUCCUUGGACCCAUUUGGGGUUGCGUUACAGGACAGAAAGAAUGGAGACCCGACCUUUAGCAAGUGAGGGAAUUGGAAAAGGACUUUCAACUGUUCAGCCUGGGCGCUGUGAGGAGACCUGGUUAAGAAGUGGGCAGAAGUUCUUGGAAGAAGACACCAUCAUUCCUUCAGAAGUUCAGUCCUGGAACUUCAGGAGCGUCCGAUAUCAGGCUUCUGAGGAUCCCCGAGGACUUUGCAGCCGACUCCAUGACUUUUGUAAUCGAUGGUUCAAAGCAGAAAAGCACACCAAAGCCCAGAUGCUGGACCUGGUUGUUCUGGAGCAGUUUCUGGCUCUUCUGCCCGUUAAGAUGGAGAACUGGGUGCGAGAGUGUGGAGCAGAGACCAGCUCCCAGGCGGUGGCCCUGGUGGAAGGCCUUCUCCUGAGCCAAGCAGGGGAGCAGAAGGAGCAGUCCUUCACAAUGGACAUCAGAGAUUCAGAGGGAAGCAGGAAUCCAUCAAAUUCUCCUCAGGAGUUGUUUUUGAGGAGCGUUUCUCUGGAAGAUCCGAGUCUGGACACCUUGGGAGGGAAGACUCCAGUGGAGUUGUCUGCUCUGUACGGUGCAGCUGAAACAGUGUUUGAACCUCCAUCUCAAGAGGGUCUGGUGUCCUUCGAGGAGGUGGCUGUGUAUUUCUCCAAGGAGGAGUGGUCUCAGCUGGAUUCUGACCAAAAAGCGCUCCAUUGGGAAGUCAUGCUGGAAAAUUAUAGGAAUGUGGCCUCUCUGGCAGGUGAUGAAUGGGAGAUGAUGGUCCAAGAAGUGGCAGCACCAUUGCCAAAAGGCAGAAUGAAAGAGGCAGAGACAUUUUUUGGAAAGCAAAGUUCUGAGGAAAAACAAUUAAAGGGGGAGCUAGAGAGAUGCUCUACUUUACCACAUGUUGCUGUCAGUGACUUCUCGGGCAAAGAUGAUCGGCCAGAAAAAGAGGGUUGCCCAGAGUGUGGAAAAAUACCCCCAGACGAAUCAGGAUUAUAUGACUGUUGCAGAAGCCACACAAUAGAGAAAAAAAAUGAACGUGGAAAACGUUUCCAAAGGACGUUCUCGGUUACUUUACCUCAGAGAAUACAAGGAGAGAAACCAUUUAAAUGCCUGGAUUGUGGAAAAAGCUUCAGAGACUCAAAUUAUCUUACUUCCCAUAAAAGGAUUCACACAGGAGAAAAACCAUACAAAUGCUGGCAAUGCGGAAAAAGUUAUCGUUUUCCACAAAGCCUCACUUCCCAUUAUAGGAUUCACACAGGUGAGAAACCAUAUGAAUGUCCCAAGUGUGGAAAGGCCUUUAGACUAAGAUGUCAAUAUAUUGUACAUAAUCAAAACCACACUGGAGAGAAACCAUAUAAAUGUACGGAGUGUGGAAAAUGCUUCACUAAUUCAAGUUCCCUCACUUCCCAUAAGAGAAUCCACACCGGAGAAAAACCAUAUAAAUGCCCUGAGUGUGGAAAGAGCUUCGGAGCUUCAAGUUCUCUUACUGCUCACAAAAUGAUCCACACCGGGGAGAAACCCUACAAAUGCAAAAACUGUGCAAAAAGCUUCAGACAAAAAUAUCAAUAUGUUGUACAUAACAGAAUCCACACUGGGGAGAAACCGUAUAAAUGCUCGGAGUGUGGAAGAUGUUUCACUAUGUCAAGUUCCCUCACUUCCCAUCAAAGGAGCCACACUGGGAAAAAUCCAUAUAAAUGCUUGGAGUGCGGAAAAAGCUUCAGAGAUUCAAGUUAUCUUACUUCCCAUAAAAGGAUCCACACAGGAGAAAAACCGUACGAAUGUAAGGAAUGCGGAAAGAGCUUCCGUUUUGCACAAAGCCUCACUUCCCAUAAUAGGAUUCACACAGGCGAGAAACCAUAUGAAUGUCCCAAGUGUGGAAAGACCUUCAGUCAAAAAUAUCAGUAUACUGUACAUAACCGAAACCAUACUGGAGAGAAACCAUAUAAGUGUAUGGAGUGUGGAAAACGCUUCACUAAUUCAAGUUGCCUCACUUCCCAUAAAAGAAUCCACACAGGGGAAAAACCAUAUAAAUGCCCGGAGUGUGGAAAGUGCUUCAGAGCUUCAAGUUCUCUUACUGCUCACAAAAUGAUCCACACCGGGGAGAAACCUUACAAAUGCAAGAACUGUGCAAAAAGCUUCAGACAAAAAUGUCAAUAUAUUGUACAUAACAGAAUUCACACCGGGGAAAAACCGUAUAAAUGCUUGGAAUGCGGAAAAAGUUUCCGUUCAGCAAAACAUCUCCCUUCCCAUAAAAGGAUCCACACUGGUGAGAAACCAUAUUCAUGCAAGGAAUGUGGGAAGAGCUUCAGUGAAAAACAUCAUUUUACUGAACAUAACAGAAUCCACACUGGGGAGAAACCGUAUAAAUGCUUGGAGUGUGGAAGAUGUUUCACUGUGUCAAGUUCCCUCACUUCCCAUCAAAGGAUCCACACUGGGAAAAAAUCAUACAUCUGCCUCGUGUGUGGAAAGGGGUUUACUCAACAUCAGUCCCUUUAUGAGCACAGAAAAAUUCACUUGAGGGGAACGCAUAAAAAGAAACAGAGUAGAACCUGGCGAAUAUCUGUAGCUCAGAGCACAGGACAGGAAUCCGGACAAUAUUCCAGAGUUACAAUGUCCAAGAUCAAAGGUUUUCUUCCUUAUAUCCCCAAGUCCUUGGACCCAUCUGGCCUUGCGUUACAGGACAGAGAAAGAAUGGAGACCCAAUCUUUAGCAAGUGAGGGAAUUGGAAAAGGACUUUCAACUGUUCAGCCUAGGUGCUGUGAGGAGAUCUGGGCAAGAACUGGGCAGAAGAUCCUGGAAGAAGACACCAUCAUCCCUUCAGAAGUUCAAUCCUGGAACUUCAGAAGCAUCCGAUAUCAGGCUUCUGAGGAUCCCCGAGGACUUUGCAGCCAACUCCAUGACUUUUGUAAUCGAUGGUUCAAAGCAGAAAAGCACACCAAAGCCCAGAUGCUGGACCUGGUUGUUCUGGAGCAGUUUCUGGCCCUUCUGCCCAUUAAGAUGGAGAACUGGGUGCGGGAGUGUGGAGCAGAAACCAGCUCCCAGGCGGUGGCCCUGGUGGAAGGCCUUCUCCUGAGCCAAGCAGGGGAGCAGAAGGAGCAGCUCUUCACAAUGGACAUCAGAGAUCCUGAGGGAAGCAGGAAUCCAUCAAAUUCUCAGGAGUUUUUGAGGAGCAUUUCUCUGGAAGAUCCAGGUCUGGACACCUUGGGAGGGAAGACUACAGUGGAGUUGUCUGCUCUGUAUGGUGAAGCUGAAACAGUGCUCGGACCUCCAACUCAUGAGGGUCUUGUGUCCUUCGAGGAGGUGGCUGUGUAUUUCUCCAAGGAGGAGUGGUCUCAGCUGGAUUCUGACCAAAAAGCACUCCAUUGGGAAGUCAUGCUGGAAAAUUAUAGGAAUGUGGCCUCUCUGGCAGGUGAUGAAUGGGAGAUGAUGGGUUCUGGCCAAGAAGUGACAGCACCAUUGCCAAAAGGCAGAAUGAAACAUGCAGAGACAUUUUUUAGAAAGCAACGUUCUGAGGAAAAGCAAUUAAAAGGGGAGCUAGAGAAAUGCUCUACUUUACCACAUGUAAUUGUCAGUGACUUCUCAGGUAAAGGUGAUCGGCCAGAAAAAGAGGCUUGGCCACAAUAUGGAAAAAUACCCGCAGAUGAAUCAGAAAUAUACGACUGUUCCAGAAGCCACAUGGUAGAGAAACAAAACAAAUGUGGAAAACGUUUCCAAAGGACGUUCUCGGUUACUUUGCAUCAGAGAAUGCAAGGAGAGAAACCAUAUAAAUGCUUGGAGUGCGGAAAAAGCUGCAGAGACUCAAGUUAUCUUACUUCUCAUAAAAGGAUCCACACGGGAGAAAAACUGUACAAAUGCAAGCAAUGCGGAAAGAGCUUCCGUUUUCGACGAAACCUCAUUUACCACAAUAGGAUUCACACUGGAGAGAAACCAUAUAAAUGCCCAGAGUGUGGAAAGGGCUUCAGAGCUUCAAAUUCUCUUGCUGCUCACAAAAUGACCCACACUGGGGAGAAACCCUACAAAUGCAAGAUCUGUGCAAAAAGCUUCAGACGAAAACAUCAAUAUAUUGUACAUAACAGAAUCCACACUGGGGAGAAACCGUAUAAAUGCUUGGAGUGUGGAAGAUGUUUCACUGCGUCAAGUUCCCUCACUUCCCAUAAAAGAAUCCACACCGGAGAAAAACCAUAUAAAUGUCCGGAGUGUGGAAAGAGCUUCAGAGCUUUAAGUUCUCUUACUGCUCACAAAAUGAUCCACACUGGGGAGAAACCCUAUAAAUGCAAGAACUGUGCAAAAAGCUUCAGACUAAAAUAUCAAUAUACUGUACAUAACAGAAUCCACACUGGGGAGAAACCAUAUAAAUGCUCGGAGUGUGGAAGAUGUUUCACUACGUCACGUUCCCUCACUUACCAUAAUAGGAUUCACACAGGCGAGAAACCAUAUAAAUUCCUGGAGUGUGGAAAGAGCUUCACAGUUUCAAGUUCUCUAACCACUCACAAAAUGAUCCACACUGGGGAGAAACCCUACAAAUGCAAGAACUGUGCAAAAAGCUUCAGACAAAAACAUCAAUAUAUUGUACAUAACAGAAUCCACACUGGGGAGAAACCGUAUAAAUGUAGAAAGUGUGGAAGACGUUUCACUGUGUCAAGGUCCCUCAUUUCCCAUCAAAGGAUCCACACUGGGAAAAAUCGUAGAUUUGUCUGGUGGAAAGGGGUUUACUCAACAUCAGUCCCUUUAUGAGCACAGAAAAAUUCACUUGUGGGAAAUGCAUAAAAAGCAGUAGAACUGUAUAAACAAAUUGUCAGAAAUUUGGGACUCUUGAGCUAUUUAUUACUGUGGAGAAAGUAAAUGUUAGAGAAUGAAGGGAAGAUAAGAAGGAACGAUGAUUGUGAAGAGAGUGGAGAAAAAUAACUGCAAUUAUUGAGUAAUGUCGAACAUUUGUCCAUACAGAGCCCCGAAUAUAAUUUUUCUUGGAAGACCCACUUAGGAACCCUUUGUUUUUUGCAUCUCUCAAUUUAUUGGCCACUAGAAACACCUAACAUAGUUACAUAACAAUGACUCUGGCCCUUGACUUUGCUCCUUUUGCUGCUUAAUUUACAUCUCCAUCAUUGAACAUUAAUUACAAGGGGUGUCAACACUUUCAGUUCUGCAAUAAUGGCGAAUAUCUGUAGCUCGGGUAUAGGAUGAGGGUGAAGGUUGGUUCUCUGAGCUUGUGGGCUGGUUUUUGAAUAUUUCGUUACCAGGCCAGGUAACAUUUUCAGCGGAGUUUAGGGGAUGUCAGAGUUAAGAGUUUAUAACAGCUUCAGGUGUAGGUGUGUCAAGAGAGGGUCAGAGAAGAGCAACUAAGGUGAUCAAAGACUUGGAGACUACAACAUAUGAAGAACGGGUUCAGGACUUGGGUUUUGGUAGUCUAAAGAAAAGAACUAGGGGUGACAUGAUAACAGUA